UUGACCAUUAUAUACUAAUUAAAUUAAAAUUCAAAAAAAAAAUCUUGGUAGACUUUCCCACACUGAAAUCUUCAUAUAAGCCAGCUAAGAUUGAGCUAUACUCAACACAUUUUCUCUCUAUCUCUCUGUCUCUCUUCAAAAUUCAAACACUCUUCUGACUUUGUAUUCAGUUUUCUUUACUAAUGGCAGAAAUUUUGAAUGAAGACCAAAUUGUUGAGAUCAAAGAAGCCUUUUGCUUGUUUGACAAAGAUGGAGAUGGUUGCAUUACUGUGGAAGAACUUGCUACUGUAAUUCGUUCCUUGGAUCAGAAUCCAACCGAGGAAGAGCUUCAAGAUAUGAUAAAUGAAGUUGAUGCUGAUGGCAAUGGAACCAUUGAAUUUGUUGAGUUCUUGAACUUAAUGGCCAAGAAAAUGAAAGAAACUGAUGCAGAGGAAGAUCUGAAAGAGGCUUUCAAGGUUUUUGAUAAAGAUCAAAAUGGAUAUAUUUCUGCUACUGAGUUGAGGCAUGUUAUGAUCACUUUGGGUGAGAAAUUAACUGAUGAAGAGGUGGAUCAGAUGAUUAAAGAAGCAGAUUUGGAUGGUGAUGGUCAAGUUAACUAUGAUGAAUUUGUGAAGAUGAUGAUGACCAUUGGAUGAACAAAUUAAACUCUCAAAUAUUUAACAUAAAAAUCAUUUCAUUUGUUAUUAUUCAAAUUUGUUUGGUUCCUUAUAAUCUCAUCUUCUUUUGAAGAAAUAAUAAAUGUUUCUAUUAUAUGUUCA
This is a messenger RNA of Lathyrus oleraceus (garden pea), 758 nucleotides long. RefSeq names its product calmodulin-like protein 11. Gene Ontology annotation, cellular component: myosin II complex. The transcript is spliced from 4 exons. The coding region runs from base 183 to 635 and encodes 150 amino acids. Gene Ontology annotation, molecular function: calcium ion binding. The record is from RefSeq and is a predicted model, not a curated record. NCBI's taxonomy places the organism in Eukaryota, Viridiplantae, Streptophyta, Magnoliopsida, Fabales, Fabaceae.